Messenger RNA from Adineta ricciae, 1236 nucleotides. NCBI's taxonomy places the organism in Eukaryota, Metazoa, Rotifera, Eurotatoria, Adinetida, Adinetidae. The record is from the annotation of a GenBank genome assembly.
AUGGAUACGCCAGUUUUACUAAUAUUCUAUAUCAAAACAUCCUCAGAUUCUUCCGAUAUUCGUUCGGUUGUGAUCAAAGAUUAUUUUUCCAAGUUAACCACCAAUGUCAAAGUCCUUUAUCCCACGCAAAUUCAUUCCGGACUUUUAUUAUGUAAAUCCAAACGCACGGAAGAGAAACUCCUCAAUAUGCGUCAUACGCUUUCCAAUGGCUCAACAAUUCACUUAUCUCAUCCGCCUUGUUCUCUAUUUCAACAAACUAAAUGCUUUUUUGACUCACAUCUGAAGCAAUUCAAUGAAAUUCGCUCACAUUUACAACAAUGUUUACCAUUUCUCCAUACUUCCAGCGGAAAAAGUGAAAUGACUUCCGACGGAUCAAUUCUAUUAGAAGGUCAUAUUUUCAUAUUGAAUUCAAUUCAUUCAUAUCUCCUUCAUAAAGCGGCACAAAAACAGCAAACAAAUCUUCCUGACUCCUAUGAGUUACGCAGUGGUAACUUGACUAUCACGGUCAUGAGCGGAAAACUAAUGGAACAAAAUGUUGAUAGUAUUUUAAUUCCAAUGAAUAGCCGUUAUAAAAUCCAUGCAGCGAUCGAUGAACAAAUUCGAGCAUUUGGAAAAACGAAUCUAGCCAGUUAUCUACGAGAAUCAGCACAACGAGAUACACGGGUGUUUGACGGCAAAAUUAUUAUCUAUCCCAAUCGUGAAUUUCCCAUUCCAGCCAAGGUCUUAAUCAUAUUCGUUGUUCCACGUUUGAUCAAUGAUGAAACUACUAAGGAGAAGUAUCCUAUCAACUCGUAUCAGUCGACUUAUGAACAAAUUAUUCUUAAUACUUUGCAAACGAUCGAUCAAAGUGGAAUAACAAGUCUUGCUAUGCCAGUUCUUGAGCCGAGUGUCAAAUCGUUUCCGGAGAGACGCCCUGCGAACGAAAUGGCAGUUCGAGCGAUGGUCAGUGCAUUUCGACGAUUUUCCAUGAAUUCUUCGAUAAAAUUAAAACGAAUUCUUGUUGUUGAUCAUCAUGUGCAAAUCACGCGAAUGAGCAAACGUGUCAAACAGUAUCAAAGUCGAACGCAGACAAAGGCGAGCACGAACGUGAAUUUCACAGCUGAUGAUGAACAGACAUUUGCCAAUGUUUUCGGUGUGCCGAAAGUUUCCGAUGUUCCAUCGAGUGCGGGUGAAAGUGACGAAGAAGCUGAAUCCGAGGAGUAUCAAUUACCUUACACAGAUCAUGCAAGAUCGUAA